CUCAGACCCCCGCCUUUGGGGCCUCAGCAAACUCACCGCCAUUUUUUCUCUUCCUCAGUCCCGUCUGCCCGUAUCGCUCUCUGCACAAGGAUUUGUGCUGUUGUCUGCUGCGUCUGCUCGUCGUUGUCCUGAUAUCUGUUUGUGUAUUCUCAGAAGUCUCUGUAAUCUACCGUCUCCUCAUCGAAUUGCCGAUCCACACUACUCCCUCUCUCUAAUCCAGCCAGCAACCAUGUCGAACGAUAAGAAAAGUCUUCCCUUUGUCUACCAGUUCCUGUCGGGCGCAAUCGCCGGUGUCUCGGAGAUCCUGGUCAUGUACCCGCUCGACGUCGUCAAGACCCGUGUGCAAUUGCAGGUCGGCACUGGCGGUGCCGGCGGCGAGGCCUACACCGGCAUGAUCGACUGCUUCUCCAAGAUUAUCAAGAACGAGGGUCCCAGCCGGCUUUACCGCGGUAUCACCGCCCCGAUUCUCAUGGAGGCGCCCAAGCGAGCGACCAAGUUCGCCGCCAACGACGAGUGGGGAAAGUUCUACCGCAACCUGUUUGGCAUGGAGAAGAUGAACCAGCAGCUCUCGAUCUUGACCGGUGCCACCGCCGGUGCGACCGAGUCCUUCGUCGUCGUCCCGUUCGAGCUCGUCAAGAUCAGACUGCAGGACCGUACGUCGGGCGGAAAAUACAAGGGCCCGCUUGACUGUGCGAUCCAGAUCGUAAAGAAAGAGGGUGUCCUUUCUAUGUACAACGGUCUCGAGGCUACCCUCUGGCGACACAUCACCUGGAACGCCGGCUACUUUGGCGUUAUCUUCAAGGCCCGCGACCUGAUGCCCAAGGCCGAGACUCCCACGCAGCAGACCAUGAACGACUUGAUUGCCGGAUCGAUCGGUGGUACUGCCGGUACUAUUCUCAACACGCCGUUUGAUGUCGUCAAGAGCAGAAUUCAAAACACCAUCAGAGUCGAGGGCGUCACUCCCAAGUACAACUGGGCCUUUGGCAGUAUCAUCACUGUCGCCAAGGAGGAGGGCUUCGGCGCUCUUUACAAGGGAUUCAUCCCCAAGGUUCUGAGACUCGGACCUGGUGGUGGUAUCUUGCUCGUCGUGUUCACUGCCUGCAUGGACUUCUUCCGAACCAUCCAAUAAUCGACUCUGCCUUCCCAGUGAUGCUGCUGCUUUCAGUGUAGGCAAGGCGAAGACCGCUCUCUCUUUUACAUCCCUCGAUAUGCAUAGAUGCGGUGCUCGCACUUUAGAGUUCGGCAGUCCAGAAGUCUUCCGUUUUUAUUUACUAUUGUUACAUUUCCUCCUUUUUUUGUUCCUGAUUUGGGUU
Messenger RNA from Myxozyma melibiosi, 1313 nucleotides. Its product is annotated as mitochondrial inner membrane transporter, exports 2-oxoadipate and 2-oxoglutarate from the mitochond. The record is from RefSeq and is a predicted model, not a curated record. The transcript is spliced from 3 exons. The coding region runs from base 230 to 1129 and encodes 299 amino acids. Lineage: Eukaryota; Fungi; Ascomycota; Lipomycetes; Lipomycetales; Lipomycetaceae. Gene Ontology annotation, biological process: transmembrane transport.